Molecule: messenger RNA, 6738 nt
Organism: Bradysia coprophila
Lineage: Eukaryota; Metazoa; Arthropoda; Insecta; Diptera; Sciaridae
Source: RefSeq, a predicted model, not a curated record
CAAUCAGUCAGAUCUCGUCGCGACGUCUUUAAAAAAACGGUCAGUUACGAGCGGGCUUUUCAAGUGAGCGGAUCGAACUAUCCAUCGUCCGCGACAAAAAAACGUUCGAUAUGAUCUAUUCGCGAAUCAAAUUCCUUUUUCCACUUCUGUGCUGUGUGAUACUGGCACUUGUCUGUGUUCCGGGUAGUGUGGAAUGUGCAAAGAAAGCGGCUACCCCAGUCGCACCACCACCACCAGUUGUCCAUGAACCAGUUAUUGAAGAAGUUACACAAAAGCAACUAGAACGAAUCUUACAGGAAAAGGAUUACGUAGCCGUUUAUUGGUAUGCUAGAAGCUGUGUAACAUGUGAUAAAGUAUUAGACGAACUCGAAAAAAUAGACGACGAUACCGAUUCGUUUGGUGUUGAUUUUGUCAAAAUAAACGAUAAACGACUUGCGAAACAGUAUGGUAUCAAAAACUUCCCGGCCCUCACAUAUUUUAGGGAAAGAGAACCAAUCAUUUACGAUGGCGAUCUCAUGGAUGAAGAAGGUGUACUGGAUUUCCUCACUUCAUUGGAAGCAAUGGAUUUGCCCGAUCGUAUCGAAGAAGUGAAUGCGAAAAUUUUGUCGAAGAUAAUCGAGGAUACGGAAUACGUUGCCGUCCUAUUCUGUCCCGAUCAUAGCGCUUGUGAAACGCACGGAAAAACAAUAACAACGGACAAUAAACCAGAAUGCAAAAGAAGUCAAAAGGCGUUACAAGAACUGGAAAAUAUUGACGAUGAGGCGGACCAAUUGGGUAUUGGCUUCGUUAAAAUUCACGAUGAAUCACUGUCGGACGAGUACAAUCUGGGUACAUUACCUGCGUUGGUGUACUAUCGCCAUCAAAUACCAAUUUUAUAUGAAGGUGAAUUGUCGAGAGAAGAGGAUGUGUUGGAGUGGUUGGUCGAGAAUAAAUCAACGGGUGACGAUGAAGCUAUCAUUGAGGAUGUUACUGCAAAGACCUUGGGUACACUCAUUGGAAAUAUCGACAAUUUGGUGGUGGUGUUUUAUGAUCAUGGCAUUGACGAUUCGAUGACUGUUCUUGAAGAGCUUGAAAAAAUCGAUGACGACUGUGAUAAACACGGCAUUCAAUUUGUUAAAAUCGAUGAUGAACGUGCCGCCGCUGAGUACGGCAUCGAUAGUGUUCCGGCCAUUGUUUAUUUCGAAAAGCAAAUUCCAAAUGUUUACGACGGCGAUUUGUUGGACGAAGACGAAAUAUUGCACUGGUUGUUGGAGCAAUUGGAAAAGGAUGAGAUUGAAGAUGUCACCGACGAAAUGUUGGAUAAAAUGAUCAAGGAAGGACGAACCAUUGCUGUUCUAUUUUACGAUAAUAACGACGACAAAUCACAAAAAGUCCUGGCUGAAUUGGAAAACAUUGACGAUGAAUGUGAUGCAUUGGGAGUAACUUUCGUCAAAAUCGACAAUGCUGACGAAGCCCGAGAGUAUGGCAUCGAUACUGUGCCAAAGUUGCUGUACUUCGAAAAGGGUAUACCAACGCUGUAUGAGGGCAAUUUGAAGGACGAAGAAUCAUUAUUGAAAUGGUUGGAGCAGCAGCAAACUUCUGACGAAAUUGAAGACAUCACCGAUGAAAUGCUGGAUCUAAUCAUCGAGAAAAUGCCAUAUGUUGCUGUUCUAUUCUACGACAAAGAUCAAAAACUGUCCCAGAAGGUACUAGUGGAACUGGAGAACAUCGACGACGAUUGUGAUCAGAAUGACAUUGCGUUUGUGAAAAUUGAUGAUGAUAACGAAGCAGCCGAAUGGGGCAUUGAUGAAAUACCCACAAUUGUGUUCUUUGAACGAGGCAUUCCACAUAUUUAUGAGGGCGAUUUAAUGAAAGAGGAUGAUCUGCUCGGAUGGUUGAUUCAUCAGAAACGUCACUCGGAAAUCCCGGAAGUAACUGACGAAAUGAAGGAUAAAUUAAUUGAAUCUGAACAAUACUUGGCUGUCAUUUUCUACGACAAAGACGAUAAACAAGAUAUUAGAGUUUUGAAUGAAUUAGAAAACAUCGACGAUGAGUUGGAAAAGGAAGGAAUUGUCAUCGUUCGCAUUGACAAUGCUGCUGAAGCUAAGGAAUAUGGUUUGGAUCAUCUGCCCGCCUUGAUCUAUUUCGAAGAUAAAAUACCAGCCCUAUACGAGGGAGAUUUGAUGAAUGAAGAGGAGGUGCUGGAAUGGUUAAUUUUGCAGAAGAAUACCGCAACAAUUGAAGAAGUUACCGACGAAAUUCUGAAGGAAUUAAUUGAUGAUCAUGAAUAUGUUGUGGUCUACUUCACCGGACCGUGCGAAGAGGGAGAGAAAUGCGAUCGGAUCUUGGACGAUCUAGAAAACAUUGACGAUGAACUAGAUGAAGCCGGUAUUAUUUUCGUAACAACGGAAGACACAGGCUUUGCCAAGAAAAUGGGAAUCAAAAACUUCCCCGAAUUGGUGUUCUUUAGAAACCGAGAUCCAUUACAUUUCACUGGAGAUUUGAAUGACGAAGAUGAGGUUUUGGCAUGGUUAACUGAUGAAGAUACAUUGGAAAUUCCCGGUAAAAUUGAGGAGGUCAACACCAAGAUGUUGGAGAAGAUCUUAUCGGAAAACGAUCACGUUGUAGUGUUUUUCUAUCGCGAAGGAGACAAGAAAGCUCAGAAAAUUCUCAACGAACUAGAGAACAUCGACGAUGAAUGUGAAGAGAAGAGCAUCGACUUCGUUAAGACAUCUGAUGAUGGCAUUGACAAGGAGUACGAUUUACAAUCACUACCCGCACUGGCUUUCUAUCGCCACAAAUUCCGUACCAUUUACACUGGUGACUUGAUGAAAGAAGAAGAAAUCUUAGAAUGGGUUUUGGAGUUGCACGAAUCAAAUCCCGAUGUCAUUGAAUCGGUUGAUAGAAAAACACUACAGGUGCUCAUCAAUGAAGUGGAACACUUGGCGGUAUUUUUCUACAACGACAAAUGUGAAUCCUGUCCUGGUAUACUUGAAGAAUUGGAAACAAUUGACGAUGAGACCGAUGAACAUGGCAUACAAUUUGUUAAAUCAAAUGAUGUUAAGCUUGCACAUGAGAUCGGAAUUUUCGCUUUUCCUGCACUCGUUUACUACGAAACUGGUGUUCCGAUUAUGUAUGAUGGUAAUCUCAAGAACGAAAGACGAGUUCUGCAGUGGCUUAUUGAACAAAAGAGUGACAAUGUUAACAACGACUCCCAUGUCAAACGAAGUCGUAAGAAGAACGACAAACCAUCACGAAAAAACGCUCUACUCAGUCCUGAUACAUUGAAGAAUUACGUUAGGAAACUGAAAAAUUGUAUAGGAGACCAUGUAGAUUGUGACGAUGAUGACGAUGACGAUGAUAGUGGUGAAAGCACUUUUAAAAGUAGGGACGAAAAUAAAAAUGCGGGUAAAUCACUUAGUCGUGACGUUCUCAAAAAUUAUGUUCGAAGAAAUGCAAAAACAUUCCGUUCUAAUGCGAAUAAGUAUUUAGACAAUAAAAGAAGAAAGACGAAGAAUGAUGACGAUGAUGACGAUGAUGAUGAUGAUGACGAUGAUGAUGAUGAUGAUGAUGAUGAUGAUGAUGAUGAUGAUGAUGAUGAUGAUGAUGAUGAUGAUGAUGAUGAUGAUGAUGAUGAUGAUGAUGAUGAUGACGAUGAUGAUGACGAUGAUGAUGACGAUGAUGAUGACGAUGAUGAUGAUGAAAAUGAUGACGACGAUGAUGAUAAUGAUGAUGAUGAUGAUGAUGAUGACGACGACGACGAAGAGAACGAACAUGACAAUGAUGACGAAUGUUUCUUUGUUGGAUUGGGUCACCGGGGCCAGUCGUCCAGAAAAGGCAACACAUUUUCACCCAACGAAUAUCGACCAUUCCAGUGCUGUCCAACGAAAUUGGAGCGGGCAACCAAAGUUCCUAAAAUGACUGCUCAAAAAUUGUCACACAAAGCCGACUCGUCCGGAAAGAGUGGCCACUUUCAAUUCAGCUCCACCAAAAGUGAACCGAAAAGCGAACCGUUAGUCAAGCGGCCCGUUGCACCAUUGAAGAAAUCCAGCGAAAUCAAUGAGAAAAAGGACGCCAAGAAAGCUCUAGCUAAAGGCAAAGACAAAGAUGGAAAGCAAGGAAUUGAAACUUUCUUUCGUGCUGUUCAUAAUCAAAUAAAGAAUCUCUUGGGUGGUGAUGAUUAUGAUUAACAAUCGAUUCAACACUUAGAGCUUCUAAUUUAAUUAUUUAUAUUGUUAACUAAAAAAAAAAAACAAAUUCGAUAAAUCAACCGAAACAAGAAGAAAGCUAACAAUGAAAUUGUACAAAAUUUAUAUUUCCUAAGAAAAGAAAAAUUCUUUUUGAAUAAAAAAUCAAUCACAAAAAUGUAAACAAAAAUACACGAUCAACGAACCAUAAUCAUAAUAUUGUUGUUGUUGUUGUAUUUCCUGAUGUCUCAUUGAAAUUAUCAUGCCGAACACCGGUUGAUUAAAUGAGAAUAACUUUAAAGAAUUCGACCAAUUCUACUAACUUGCCUCGUUCAUCAGAAGUUUUUAUUAAAAUAAAAUGUUAAGUUCAGUAAAAAUGAAAAUGUCAAUAUUUCGAAAAGGUGCACCGUCGGUCUUGAAAGAAAAUAGAUUUUGAUACCGGAGAUGCAUCUUAUCGAACUUUUGAAAUUUUCAUUUUUCAGUGGAGUGAAUUCUUCAAUCAACCGGUCGUCCUAGUAAAACAAUAUCUGACUAUUAAAAAAACCAAAUUUCAUAGCAUUUUCUUUUCCAAUAACAUCUGGAUAAGAGAAGGCUGAAUAUAAAAAAUCAUUUAAUCAUUAAAAACUCGUUUAAUUGGUUAUGUCUUCCAACCAAUCUUUCUCUUUCAUCCCAACUUAGAACAGCUAGAGACGAUUGUGGUUCGGUGAAGAAAGAAAGGAAGAAAAUUAAAGAAAGAGAAAAAUAUAAAUGUUGAUUUCGCUUAGCUCUCGUGUUUGUGAUAAUUUAAAUAAAAAAUUAUUUUAAAAAUAAUUAAAAAACUAAAAUCUCGCUUACUCGCAACUUUAACUCAAAACAAAAACAAACAAAAAAAAACUUUGUCUACUUUUAACUUUUAUCAUUUUUAUUUUUGUUGUUGUAAAAGACGCGAACAGAAUGACUCGAUACGGUAAUGAUGCGUCCGAUAAUAUAAUUUAUCUUUCUAUAUUUUUGUAAACGUUUUUAGUCUAGUUUCUGUUUCAUUUUAAUUUCUUUAUAUUAAUUUAGAGUUAGAUGAAGAAGAUGAAUAAAAAAAAAAUACUUUAUCACAAUGAAAGACUUUGUUGCGUUGUUGUCAUUAUUUUCGAAUGAAAUUUAUUUAUUUAUAAAAAUUUAUAUUUUUGUUGAAUUUACAUAAUGUUUAAGUAAAAUAAAAAAUAAAAAAAAUUGUUACCAAAAAAAUUAAAAUAAAAUAUUUUAGUUAAUACGCUGACCGAAUUGCAUCAACAGUUCAUUAAAAAUCAUUUAUAACAACUGUACUAUAAAAUUUAUUGUGUUAGCUUUUCGUUACGAUUGCAUAAAUUUUAAAUUUUUUGAAUUAAAAAAUUCCCACAAACAGUCACACCACAGUCUAGAGAGUCUACACAAUCCGACCAACUUAAAAUAUAAUCCGUUUUGAUUUUAUGGAGGUAGAGCAAAGAAUUCAAAACUUAAGUUUUAAUUAUUUAGCUUUUUUUCAUUUUCUUCUGAGCUUUUAUAACACUUUCUAUGUGCAAGUGUCUUCAGUUGAAAAUAUUGUUCUGAAGACUUGCUCGAUUGCAGUCCUUGUACUGAGCUCGAGCUCCAAACGACACAUGCACUUCGUUAAAAUAAAAAAAUAUUUUUAAAUUAAAAAAAAUGGUCGAUCGAUGAAGUAACAUUUUCGAACCCGAACUCACUCAUUUUUUUGGAAAAAUAGAAAAUUACACUCGAAAAGCGUAGAAAAACAUCUUUUUUUAAGUUUCGAAAUGCAAAUUGAAAACUUUUCUUAGAAAACUACCUUUACCGCAAUGAUAUGACUAAGUAACGUAAUUCAUUAUCCAGCGAAAUUAAAGAGCUUUUAAAAGAUUUGAGCUUUAGAGAUUUAAUGGAUACAAGUUCAAAGCUUCCUUAAACUAUUUAAAGCUAAACGAAAAAGAGCUUUCUUAGUUUCGCAUUAUUUCUAUAGAUCUAUUGGUGUGUUAAUGGCUAUUUAUGACAUCGAGUGCAAAGUAAUUAGUAAUUUAGGGUACAGUCGUGUAAUUAUGACAGGAGAACGCAGGUCGUGUGUCAUAAUACACAUAGUGACCAUAAUAAAGUACUUUGCACCGAUAUAUACAAUAAUCUAUGAAACAGAGGCAUAGAUCACUAGUGCGUUUAAAGCACUAGGACCCAGGGCGGCAAAGUUACUUAAGUAUAAAGCUUGCUGGAAUGACAUUUCAAAACGGAUUAGAUCUUUAAAAAGAGGUCAAUUCAUCUAUUAAACUUAGUCAAAAAUAAAUCUGAACCAAAUUUUCAAUCUUCAUUUUGUUAUUCAAAAUUUCAUUGCCUAUUCGGCCAUCUCAUAAAAAUAUAUUCCUAAAGACCUUCCCCUUAGAACUAGUAUCUAUCAACUGAAACUCAUUUGAAAUUCAUCUUUAGAUAUUUGCAUAAACAUUUAGAGGAGAUUCAUUUUCAAGGAAAAAGAAAACUAUUUUAAUCAUCACAAUUUGACUGAAUUGUUUAUUGCAAUGAAAAAUUUGCCAGAAACGAUAAACUAUGUACCACAGAAAAACAGUUCGAUGGAAACAGAACUCUU